AUGUCUACUUUCCAAAAACCCCCACAGACGGCCUUUCUUGGUAAGUGUUUUGCCCCAGGAAGUCUCGGGUCCAACGAGGCUGAUUUCCUCCGAGACAGCCGGAUGGGUGCUAAUGAGUCUCGCGUAGACUACGACUCCGCUCGAUCAUUGCAGGAUGGUGCUUCUUAUUCCAGCUACGGCCAGGGAUCCUAUGUAACGCCUGCGCCGAUGGUCCCGUCACCGAUGGCCGACCAGGCCAGCCAGAUCUCCGACUGUGUCCCGUACAUGGGAAACCCGGACUACGCCAGCUCCUACGAGGGAGGUCGCUCUCCUGUCGUGGGCGGAGAGCCGCGCCAAUUGCCUGAAGUCAUCUCCUACUCCCCCCAGCGGGGCUACGAAGGAACCAGGGUGUCCGUGCGGAUCCAGUCCCCCUACGAUCUUCAUACCUCGUCCUACACGACCCUCUACCUGGCGUUCGGCUCCAAGAAGUGCGAGUGUGUCCCCCAUUUCCUGGGGUUCCAGGGCUCGACUUUCCAAUACGCGCUUUCCGUGGACAGUCCCGCUUUCAUGGCCACGGCAUCUCCGUCGCCGACCGUCUCUCUCCAGGUGAUCAUGGAUGGCCAAAACGAGUGCCCUUCCACUACACUGCAGGUGGGCUAUUAUUCGUAUGAGCACUCGCCUCAUCCGUCGCCGUCCAGCGACUCCCGGAAGAGAAGGGUGUCCAGCAUGGAAGACACGGGUCCUCGGCCUACCAAGAGACUCACUGCCCAGCCCGUUCACUCACGAGAGCAGUCGGUGGGGUAUCCUACCGCCUCCUACUCCCCUUACCUGCAGUCUCUUCCCACUGCGAAUGGAUUUGUGAACCCUUAUCAGGCGGGCUCGCCGCGGAUUGUGUCGUCUGCGUCGCAGUCGUCCAUUCGCGCGCCGUCCCCGCUUACUCCGUCCUGGAGCCCCUCGUUCGUCUCGGUCGCUCCGGAUUCGAGGGCUCACGGAUAUAUGGCCAACCACGGCUUCCGUCAAACGAAGCCGUCGUCUCCCGGGCAGGGCAAGAACCCUACGCUCAUCCGUACUUCGACCCUUCAGCAGUCCAGCGGCAUCGCUCCGCCGCAGUCGUUCAAUCCCUAUGCGAUGUAUCCGUCGAAGGCGGUGUUAAAGUUGAACGGAGAUCUGAAUUCUAUGACGGAGAAAUGGUCCAAGGAAGAGCUGGAGACCAAACGCCGCCUGGUCCAGUUCACACGCAUGCAGAGCGGGAGUACCAUUCACGCAGACUUCAAGCCGGUGUCUCCCGAAGACCGAACCCCGAACAGUAUCUGCAUCAGCUGCAUCUACUGGGAUGGGAAAGACGAGUGCUUCGUCACCAGUGUCGAUACCAUCUAUCUGCUCGAGUCCCUCGUUGGGGUCCGCUUUACCGUGGAAGAGAAGAACCGCAUCCGUCGCAAUCUCGAAGGAUUCCGCCCGCUUACCGUGUCCAAGGCCAAGGCCGAUAGCGAGGACUUUUUCAAGACCAUCAUGGGGUUCCCCGCCCCCAAGCCUCGCAAUAUCGAGAAGGAUGUCAAAGUGUUCCCCUGGAAGAUUCUCAGCCAUGCUUUGAAGAAGAUCAUUGGCAAAUACUCGGCCAGUUACUCCUCGACUGCUGGUGCCCUCCCCACGCCAAUCGGCUCGACCUAUGCGAGCAACGGGGCUGCCUCGGAUUCCGGCACCGAACCGCAUACUGCGCCCUCUCCUCAGUCAGUCUCGGACACGUCUGCGUCUUGUGCCUACGGCCCCAGCAUGACUGCGUACUCCUCCGCCGAUCACAGCGGACCGCCCAUGUCGGUUCCCGAACUGCGCUCGGUGCUCCCCGCCAUCAGCCAACCCUACCACCACAUGACCCCGUCAUACUCCUACCCGACGGUCUGUCAACAGCAAAGCCAUCUGGGACUCACUGCUCCCAUCAGCCGGGGAUGGGAGCUCAGCCAUCUGAUGAACAACGCGGCCAGCGCGCCCCCUAGCAGCGGCUCUUGCUAUAGCUACAUGGGCCCGAUGCCGUAUUCCCUGUCCGACCCCUCCCACGGGGCCUGA
Molecule: messenger RNA, 2040 nt
Organism: Aspergillus campestris IBT 28561
Lineage: Eukaryota; Fungi; Ascomycota; Eurotiomycetes; Eurotiales; Aspergillaceae
Gene: medA
Product: transcriptional regulator medA
Exons: 2
Coding region: 1-2040 (679 amino acids)
Cellular component (GO): nucleus
Source: RefSeq, a predicted model, not a curated record